CUCCCCUUCCUCCUUCUCUCUCGUUCUCUCUCCUCUGCUUGGGCGGCGCUCCAGUCAAAUCCUUCCUUGACCCCAUCCCUCUCCCUCAACUCCUCUAUUUAUACAACCCAUCACACCCCACAUCCGCCUCCAUCGUCCUUCUCUCUUUUAAACACGCGCUCACUUUGUGUAAUACGGAACCAGGAAAGCCGAAAUGGCUCCUAAGCAAUUGGCUGGUAAAGGAAAUGGUGAUUGUGGUAACAACAACAAGGAGGUUCAUUACAGGGGUGUGAGGAAGAGGCCUUGGGGCCGAUACGCCGCCGAAAUCCGAGAUCCCGGCAAGAAAACCAGAGUCUGGCUCGGUACUUUCGACACCGCGGAGGAAGCUGCCCGCGCAUACGACACCGCCGCUCGAGAAUUCCGUGGGCCCAAGGCUAAGACAAAUUUCCCAUCGCCAAGCGAGCGGAGCGGCGGUGGCAGCGCCACUCCGACCAACAUUAACCAGAGCCCAAGCGAGAGUAGCACCGUGGAAUCAUCCAGCCCGGCUGAGGAGCGUGAGCCGACACGCCUACAGGGCGGUCGGGUUGGGUUCGUGGGUGGGAUGCCGUUUGUGUACCCGCAGCAGAAUGUUAGAGGGGGCCAGGCGCGGCCGCUGUUGUUGUUUGGAACGUUGGGGAGAGGGGAGAUGAUGGGUCGGGUAUACCCGGUGGAGUUAGAUCCGGUUGGGAUGGGAUUGGGUGUUGGGUUUGGAGCCGGGUUGGCGAAUGAAUCAGAGUCUUCAUCGGUUGUGGAUUGCAAGCCAAGAAAACCUAUUCGUCUUGACCUGGAUCUAAAUCUUCCUCCACCUGUGGAUGUUUAAAACCCUUUCUUUAGGCCAAAAAAGAAAUAGAACCCUUAAUCAAGUUACUAACCCUUUUUUUUUUUUUUUUGAAUUUAUUUUUCCAACUUAGGUCUCUUUGUACUGUAUUCAGCCUUUUUAAGUAGUGAUGCAAACUGAGGGAAGAAAAUGAAAAGAGGACAAGAAAUUUAAACGUAUUGUAUAUAAUUAUGUGUAAGGACGAUUUUUGUUUUCGGGGCAAUCAUAUCAUAGUUGAUAAUC
Molecule: messenger RNA, 1078 nt
Organism: Carica papaya (papaya)
Lineage: Eukaryota; Viridiplantae; Streptophyta; Magnoliopsida; Brassicales; Caricaceae
Gene: ERF9
Product: erf domain protein 9
Biological process (GO): regulation of DNA-templated transcription
Molecular function (GO): DNA-binding transcription factor activity; DNA binding
Source: RefSeq, a predicted model, not a curated record